CGGCAGAUAAAAUCUGCGGUGCGGAGUGACGUGGGUCCAACAUGCUGGUCAAGGCGUGGAUCGUAGCCUUCAUCGCGUGCAUGCUAGGAACAGCGCGCGCAGUGAUCUUCCACGUGCGUGCGUCGUCGACCAAGUGCUUGACCACCGAUGUGGAUGAAGGGUCUCUCGUGAUCACGCAGUACCAGGUCUUGGGCAAUGUGCAGGGGACGACGGGUGUCCAGUUUUGGCUGGAAGACCCGAAGAAGAAGAAGCUCACGUCCGACUUGAACAUCGACUCGACCAAGGACUCGUCCCACCAAUACAAGUUCACGGCCGAGAGCUACGGAACGUACACGGUGUGCUUUGCCAACUCGAACGCUGCGAUCGCCCAAAUCUCGUUUGAAUUCAAGCACGGGGUUGAAGCUAUCGACUACUCGGACGUGGCCAAGCGCGAGCAUCUGAUGCCUGUCGAAAAGGAACUGCGCAAGUUGGAAGACACUGUGACCGAGAUCCACCGCGAGAUGCUGUACGUCCGCGAGCGCGAGGCCUCCAUGCGCAACACAAACGAAGCGACCAACUCCCGCGUGACGUACCUCAACGCGUUGACAGUCGUGGUCCUCCUCAGCGUUGGCGUGUGGCAAAUUGUCUAUCUCAAGGGCUUCUUCAAGUCCAAGAAGCUCAUCUAACCGAUCUCCCCACCGCGCCGCCGUCGCUGGUCGUGGAAUGUUUCGAACUUGAAAAAAUCUAUUUGUCAAUUUGGGCGUAUUUAUUCGAA
Messenger RNA from Aphanomyces invadans, 754 nucleotides. RefSeq lists its product as hypothetical. The transcript has a single exon. Bases 42 to 665 code for a protein of 207 amino acids. NCBI's taxonomy places the organism in Eukaryota, Oomycota, Saprolegniomycetes, Saprolegniales, Verrucalvaceae. Gene Ontology annotation, biological process: intracellular protein transport; Golgi organization; endoplasmic reticulum to Golgi vesicle-mediated transport. Gene Ontology annotation, cellular component: endoplasmic reticulum; Golgi apparatus; endoplasmic reticulum-Golgi intermediate compartment. The record is from RefSeq and is a predicted model, not a curated record.